AUGGCUGCUCUGUAUAGUCUUCUGCUGCUUCCGCCCCCGCCCUCCCCCGCAGUGCGCCAGUUGAAGGAGGUCUAUGGGCCGGCCUUGUCGCAUAUAUUCUCAAGCAUUGCGCAACUGAACGCGUCUAGCGAUAUUCAUAAGCUUGAUGUUGCUCUAGUCAUUCCUCAACUACUGUCCGCUCAAUACCACCCUCGAACAAAGGCCUUUGCAAGUAUUCAGAAACUUCUGGCCAACUUUUAUACGCUGGUGGGAGCUGUCAGCGCCGAAAAGGAUGUAGAGCUGGAUGCACCAGGAGGUGUUGACGUCCGUGUCUUCUUUGUGGACAACGCAGAAUAUGAGCAGACCGAGGAAUGGAAGAGAACCCAAGGGCCAGUCAUUGACUUCAAGACAUUAGCAGCUUCCAAAAGACCCUGGGAUCAUGUCUAUAUUCCGAGCACAACCGAGGGAGAGCUUUUAGGAGCCGCGCUGUCAAUACAUGGGGUCACCAUCGCUAAUACUAAACUACCUGCGGGCACUAUAUCUAGCACAGCAGAGACAGUCAUAAGCCCCGACGAUGAACGAUCUAAAAGCCAUGCCGCAGUCAUUGUCGGCGGAACGUUCGAUCAUCUCCAUCUUGGACAUAAGUUAUUGCUCACGGCCACCGCAUUAGCACUAGACAUUAGGAGAGAUCAAAAGAUGCUCGCAGUCGGGAUAACCGGUGAUCAGAUGCUCGUGAACAAAAAGUUUGCAGAGUAUCUGGAGAGCUGGGAACAGAGAAUGCAAGCAACAGCGGCAUUUCUACGAGCCAUCGUCGAUUUUAAUCCUCCGGAGACUUCGUCUGCUGAUCUCACGCGCACCGAACAACCAGGCCCAAAUGGCAAGCAGGUUUCGUUUCAGGUUGCGCCAGAUAUAACUGUGCGGUUGGUACAGAUUGAUGAUCCGUUCGGACCAACGAUUACGGAGGAAGUGUUUAGUGCUUUGAUUGUGUCAGCAGAGACACGAUCAGGUGGACAGGCUGUGAACACAGAACGAAACAAAAAAGGAUGGGCAUCGUUAGAGGUGUUUGAAGUUGGUGUCUUGCAAGCGGGAGAAGCACAGGAGGUGGCGGAUACGUCAGCCAGUAGCUUCGAGUCCAAGAUCAGUAGCACCGACAUUCGACAACGUCGAAUGAAGAGUGCGGGUAGCAAUCUUUAA
This is a messenger RNA of Talaromyces amestolkiae, 1173 nucleotides long. RefSeq lists its product as uncharacterized. Gene Ontology annotation, biological process: coenzyme A biosynthetic process. Lineage: Eukaryota; Fungi; Ascomycota; Eurotiomycetes; Eurotiales; Trichocomaceae. The transcript has a single exon. The record is from RefSeq and is a predicted model, not a curated record. Bases 1 to 1173 code for a protein of 390 amino acids. Gene Ontology annotation, molecular function: dephospho-CoA kinase activity.